This is a messenger RNA of Ochotona curzoniae (black-lipped pika), 6231 nucleotides long. It is a transcript of the gene TDRD15, whose product is annotated as tudor domain containing 15. NCBI's taxonomy places the organism in Eukaryota, Metazoa, Chordata, Mammalia, Lagomorpha, Ochotonidae. The record is from RefSeq and is a predicted model, not a curated record. The transcript has a single exon. Gene Ontology annotation, biological process: spermatogenesis. Bases 1 to 6231 code for a protein of 2076 amino acids.
AUGGAGUCUACAUCUCUAUUACCGACAGCUUUAGAUAUGGAUUUGAUGAUAUCACAUAUUGAAUGUCUUCCCAAGGAAAUUCUGGUGAAAUUUCAAGGCAGAAAUAAUGGUGAAUGUGAGUUUGACUACCACAUAUUGCAGAGGGAAAUACAACAUAUUCCAAAAGUAAAAAAUAAUGUGGCUGUACAUGAACUUUGUCUUGUGGAAGAAAGAGUAUCUGGAGAAUGGCAAAGAGGAAGGGUUAUAGAAAAGAAAAAUGAACUCUACACAGUGUUCCUCAUAGAUCGUGGGGAAGAAAUUAGAGUAGAUAGUACACAGAUUUCUUCAGGCUGUGACAAUUUAUUUGAGUUACCACCACGAGUAGUCGUUGGUAUUUUUGCCAACAUACUACCAGUUGGGGAAAAAUGGUCCCCUAAGGCUUUGAAUUAUUUCAAGUCAUUAGUAGGAUUGCAAGUGAAAGGCUCUGUUCAAGCUGUGUUGCCUUUGCAAAUGAUUCUUCUUGAAGUGCCAAAAAUUAUAUCCCAGACUCUUGAAUUACAGUUUGGAAGAUUUAUUGAUGAAGAUUCAUUUCGUCUUGUUGUAGAAAUGUUAAAAGAAUUCCCUCAACAAAUGCCAGAUUUGUUACAACAUAAAAGGCCUGAAUUGUCAUUAAGUAAUAAUGAUACUUUACUUGAUAUUCAACAUGUUCUGGAUAACUUGCAGCCAUCUUUGUCUGUAGGAAGUACUGAAAGUGUAAAGGUAUCAUCUGCAUUAAGCCCAAGCAAAUUUUAUUGUCAAUUAAUUAAAUGGAUACCAGAGCUGGAAAAAUUGGCAGUGUGUAUGACUUUACAUUAUGAUGUUAUUAGUCAAGAAACUGUUCCUACUUGUGACAAUUUUGGAUUACUUUGUGUUGCACGAAGGGGAAGCGGACAGUGGCAUAGGGGGAUUCUUCAGCAGCUCUUGCCCAAUAACAAAACAAAAAUUUGGUUUAUGGAUUAUGGCAGUAGUGAAGCGAUCCCUUCAAUCCAUGUAAAGAAACUUAAGCAGGAUUUUAUUUUAGUACCAUUAUUUUCAUUUCCAUGUUCUCUGACAUGUCUACAUAGUUCAGAUAGAGAUGCAAGAAAAUUUCAACUGAAUGUGUUUAAACAAGCCCUAUUGGGGCAGGUAGUAUAUGCACACAUUGAUAGAUUUAAUAAAGAUGAACAUUUGUACUAUGUGACAUUGCAAACUCAAGAGUCCACAAUGAAUUCUCUAUUGAAGACCGGCACGCAAGCGCUUUGUCCAGUGUCAGAUGCUAAAACCUCUAAAAAUUUGCAGAAGACAAGUGUGUCUGCUGUUGAGAGUCAUAUUGGAAAUUGUGAACAACUGAUUGACUAUCUAAAUCACAAAGAUAUUCUUAAAGUAAACUUUUCUAUUAAAACUGUGAAAAUGGAGAUCGAGGCUACCUACAUAGCUUUUGUAGCAUAUGUAUUAAACCCAUCAAAUUUCUGGGUACGCACUAAUGACCAUCAGAAUAAAUUUCAAUAUAUAAUGAAAAAUAUAAACAAAUUUUAUGAUUUAUGUGAAAAUGAUGAACUAAUUCUAAGGAAUCCUAAGCCUGGAUUAUUUUGUUGUGCUAGAUACAGCAAGGACAGGCAUUUUUACAGGGCUGUCAUCACUGAGGUUAGCGGUUAUAAGAUUAAUGUUUAUUUUUUAGAUUACGGAAAUACUGAUUCAAUACCAUUUUUUGAUGUGAAAAUUUUGCUUCCAGAGUUUUGUGAGUUGCCUGCUUUAGCCAUGUGCUGUUCACUUGCACAUGUAUUGCCUAUUGAAGAUUUAUGGGUAAAAGCAGCAAUUGAUUAUUUUAAAAAGAUUGUUUUGAACAAAGCUGUUUUGCUUCAAGUGAUAGCAAAAAAGGAUGCUAAGUAUACUGUAAAGAUUCAGAGUAUUGAAUCCUCAGAAAAUAUUGAUGUUGUUUCUCUUAUGUUACACGCUGGCUAUGCAGAAUAUUGGGAAGUAUCACCAGAAUGUUUUCCAAAAUCUGUAAGUGAGCAUCCAAUGGUAAAAUCUAAAAGCAGUGCUAAUAUUAGAAAAGUUGUAUCUACUCCUCUCAAUGUGCCUGCAUCUAAAGUGUAUCAUUCACAUAACCUAGAGAAAAAUAACUUGUCUUUGUCAAAGUACUCGACUGUUAAUUUAUCAGGUUUAAAAUCUCCUUUAUCCAUAUUUCUUGGGCCUAAGUCAGUAUGGCCCUAUAAAGAAUAUAUGUUUAAACCAGGAACAAUUCUGGAAGUUAGAUGUUCUUAUUACUGUGGUCCAGAUGACUUUUCAUGCCAGCUACAGUGUAAAUUAGAAGACUUAAAAUUGCUAAUGGAACAAAUUCAGAAUUAUUAUAGUAUCCAUUCAGAUCCUUAUGAGAUUGGACAGAUUCCUUGUGUUGCUAAGUAUUCCAAAGACGGAAAGUGGCAUCGAUGUGCUGUUUUGACACAGGUAUCAAAAAGAGAGGUUUACAUAAGAUUUGUUGACUAUGGUUACCAAGAAAGAGUUUUAAUUAAAGACCUUUGUGCUAUCAACCCACAAUUCCUUAUUUUAGAAAGCCAAGCCAUCAGGUGUUGUCUUAACCAUUUAGUUGAACCCAUUAGUUGUAAAUUAUUCCUUUGGACAAGAGAAGCAUCCAAAGACUUGGAAAGUUUUAUUUUUUCAUCCAGAGGAUUAUUGACUUGUAUCAUCUGUGCAUUAGUUUUUAUACGUCCAAACUGUUUGUGUAAUUUAGUAGAUUUACAAUCCUCAUUUACUAGUGCAAAAGAAUUUCUCAUGAGUCGUGGUUUUGCACAGUAUAGCACAUUAUCAAAGCCUCUUCCACCGUCUAUUAGUCUUUAUAGUUACUAUUAUUCUUCCUUUAAUUUAAAGAUUGGAAGUAUAGAAGAAGUAUACAUAUCUCAUGUAUUUAGUCCCCAAAAAUUCUAUUGUCAACUUAGUAGAAAUAAUGCAUAUCUAGAGAUGUUAGAAACAAAAAUCGCUGAGGUUGUUAACCUCAAGAACUGUCCAAAAUAUGAUUCUAGUAAAAUGAGACUGUGUAUAUGCAAGUAUGUAGAUGAUGGUUUUUCAUAUAGAGCCUUAGCAAUACCAACAGAUUCAUCAUCUGGCUUUUUAGUUUAUUUCGUGGAUUUUGGAAAUAAGCAAUUAGUAGAAGAAAAUAUGUUGAGGGCCAUUUCAGAUCAGUUUCCAGAGUUGCUGUUUACACCUAUGCAAGCUAUUGAAUGCUUUCUCUCAGAUCUUAGAGAUGUAGAUAUUCCAGCAGAAAUCAGUGGCUGGUUUGAAGAAAACUUCUUGGGAAAACCAUUAAAGGCAGUCGUAUUGUCUAGGGAGACAGAUGGACAGCUUGGCAUAGAAUUGUAUGAUGGGUGCCAACAGAUAAAUCAAAAAAUCAAAAGAUGGCUUUAUACUUACAGAAAAACACAUUCUGCCCAAACACCUUGUAUGGAGAAGGGUCAUAAAAUCAGUGAGAAUAAGAUACUUGCUGCUUCUUUGAAAGACAAAAUAGAAAGCAACUAUUACCAUCAUAUGAUGGGUAGGACUAGUAUGGUAACAUACCCCAAUAACCAAAUACAUCACUUAAUGCAGCCCCCAAAUGUGUAUGCUAGACUUUUGAAACCACCAGUUUGUUAUAAAAUUGAAACUGUGUCAAAAAACAAAAUGAAGAAAUCUUUGAAUGAUGGACUUAAAGAUAUAAAAUUAGUCCCUGCAUCUGCACAUAUGUUUGAGGAAAGUGAAGUAGGUGAAAAAGCAGUAAAGGUUCUGUCACCAUCGUUCAUGCAAGAGUUGAAUCAAGCAGCGUCACAAAACUUAGGCAGCCUUGGUAGACCACAGAUCAAAGAUCUGCCUCAACCUCACAUUUACUUGAACUCCAGAGUUAGAGGAUAUGUUUCUAAUAUCAACAGCCCAGCAAGUUUCCAUAUUCAGGUUGUUGAGAGUGAAAAUGUCAUCAUGAGACUUGCAGAUGCUCUAAAUGAAAGACGAGCAAAUAGGGUGAAAAAGAGAAAAUCAGUGAAGCCAUUGGUGGGAGACCUUGUGGUUGCAGAGUACCUUGGUGACAAUGCUCUUUACAGAGCCGUUAUUAAGAAAAUUUUGCCAGGUAAUUCUUUUGAAGUAGAAUUUAUCGAUUAUGGCAAUACUUCAAUGGUACACAUUUCUAAAAUUUAUGAACUGAAGAGAGAAUUCUUAGCUAUUCCUCAGCUAGGAAUCCAUUCUUUUCUUAGUGGAGUAAAAUGGAAUGAGCCUGAUGAAAUUUGGGACAGCAAAACUGUGAAUUAUUUUGCUUCAAGAGUAAGUAACAAAAUUGUGUCUUGUGAAUUUUUGAAAAAGUAUGAGCAUAAGUGGGAAGUUAAUAUAAAUUGUGAUGGAAAGUGCAUUAUCAAUGAAUUACUGAAAUGGACAGCAUGUUCAAAACUACAGAAGACAGUGUUACAUACACCUCCAAUUGUCUCUCAGGAUGUGAACCCUAGGGAGACUCAUGAAAUGAAGAAAGGAAGAUCAAAUGAAUAUGAACGUCCUGCGAUCCUCCAAGCAUCCUGCCAACAGCUGGUUAAAAUUCCUUUUGAAGAGUUAAAACCUGGACAGCUUGAAAGAGCUGAAAUACUUUAUGUUUCAAAAAGUGGAAGAUUUUAUGUGAAACUAUCCAAAAACAAAAAAAUAUUUUCAGAUUUAACUGUGUUAAUUACAAAAGAAGAGAAGAAAAGCUCUUUUUUAUCAGUAGAACAUAUUGAAAAAGGCUUGGAAUGCUUGGCAAAAUCUAAGAAGUCCCUGAAAUGGUACCGAUCGAAAGUAGAAGCAAAAUAUGUUCAUGAAAAAGUGCUGGUUUUCUUGGUAGAUAUGGGUAGGUAUGAAAUAGUGCCUUUCGUUACUACCAAGGUGCUCAGUGAUGAACUCAGAAAUAUUCCAAGGCAAGCUGUUCCUUGUAAAUGGAUUUGGUUUAAAAAUUCUAAGAACGUAUCAUUUGAGUCUAUUGUAUUUUUAUUCGCUCAUUUGGAAAUAAACAUUCUUUUCCUGAAAUAUUCAGACUCUGCUUGGGAAGUAGACAUUUUGAUAGAUGGUAUGUUACUUUUGGAAUAUUUAAAUUUGAGUGCUAUUCAGGCUGAAGAAAACAAAUGUCGGCCUUCAGGAAUUACUUUCAACACAGAAUCUCAAAAUCCUGUGUCAUCAUGUGCAAUAAGAUCAUUUACUUGGGCACAACUCCAAAAUGGUAGACAGUAUUCUGGUAUUGCCACUGCUGUUUCUGAUCCAACAAACUUCUGUGUUCAAUUAGAAGAUUUUUUUGACACAAUGAAAUGUCUCUUUAUGUUGCUUUCUGAUCUACCAGAAACUUUGCAAACUGUGCCUCAAGAGCACAUAGUUCCUGGUUCUACUUGUUUGUUCAGAUAUGAGUUGGAAGAUCAGUGGAUGAGAGUAGAAAUUUCUGAUAUCUCUGAUAGGUAUUUGCAUCUUAUGUUGGUCGACUAUGGGCUUUCUGUUUAUAUACCUUAUUCAGAUACAGUCAAUCUGAAAGUUGUUCCUGAGGAGCUGUUGAAUUUACCAAGGCUCAGUUAUCCAUGUAUCUUAAAUGGCAUCUUACCUGCUAAAAGCAGACACUGGAGUGAUGAAGCCAAAAGGUUUUUUCAAGAUUUCCUAAGUAAACCAGGACUAGUUUUUCAGUUUAGGGAAUACGGUUUUCAGAAGAAACUGGAAGUAGAUGUCACUCAUGAGGAGAACAAUUUGGCACAUAUAUUAGUUGCUUCUGGUCUUGCAGUAUAUUCUAAAGAUUUGGUGAAUAUUGAUGGAAUUUCUGCUCCUGCAUCUACAGACAUCCACUAUAUAUUUCAGAGUGAGGCUGUUUGCGCUUUGCUAGAUCAAAAGCAAUGUGAAACAGUAAAUGUAAAUUACACAUACACUGGAAAACAAAAUCUAAAAAAACAGAAACCUACCAAGAGGAAAGGCGUGUAUAAUAAUCUCUUAAGAAAAAGCCAGGUUAGUAAAAGAUUACAUUCUCAAAAUCUUACAGUAAGAAAAAAAGUUGGUAGCAAAAGCCAUAAUCCCUCGAGUCUGCUCCCGUUUGGUGCAUGUGCAGCUGCCUCAUGCUUGGUACUGUCUGAUGGCUUCAAGAACAGCUCCAGUUACUUCGAAAACAUUUUUGCAAAACUGCCAACUGAAGGAAUAUGGAAAGAGAGCAGCACAACGGACUUGGAAACGGUGGUGAAAGUGUUUGGUGUUGAGGAAAACAUCGCACCAGAAGAACGUUAA